AUGGAGACCACACUUCCAUUCCCUUUCCUCAUCAGCGUCCCGAGCAGCGGCUUGGCGAAUGCCGAGGGCCUGACUGCUGGGGAGGUUUCUGUUCUGGGCAGCCCCUUCAUCGAGGCCGAUGCCGGUCUCAAGGAUGAAGCUUGGAAGGCCCUUCGACGAAGCAACGAUUUUCACCCUCACUUUGAUGUGAGCAAGCUCGGGUCCAAGGACGAGGUGCUUGAUCUCCUUGACCGUGGUGCCCGCAAGGUAUUCGUCCCCGCCGGGCAGUUUGCCGACUACGAGGGCGAGGAAUUCGUCUCUCGUGUCGCUCCCAUCGUGGCCACCCUCGACCUGUCGGCCGCCACCGCCCAGGGUCUCCUCAUCACCAACGUCGAUCCCCAAGUCCAGGACCUCGAGAAGUUUGUGGCGGAUUGUGAGGCGAAGAAGGUCCAGGAUCUCUUCCUCAAGCCUGUAGAAGAAGCCGAUCUCGAGCAGUUUAUCGGAAUCGCCCAGAGGUGCAAGGCCGUGGCCAUCCUUCCCUCUAAUCGCAUCACAACCGACAAGAACGAUUCAUCGCGAUUCCUUCUCUCCAAACUCAUUGCGGCGUAUUGGAAAUCCGACCGCCCGGAUGGCCUUAUCGCCACCGUAGUAUGCGACGAGGCCGGAGUUGCCCUCGGCAUGGCUUACACCAGCGAAGAGAGCAUCAACGAGGGUAUCCGAACGCAGGCGGGUGUCUAUCAAAGCCGCAAAAGAGGACUCUGGGUCAAAGGUCUCACCUCUGGUGAUACCCAGGAAUUGCUUGGAAUCGGCUUGGAUUGCGACAACGAUACGCUCAAGUUUACCGUCCGGCAAACUGGUCGCUUUUGUCAUCUGCCCCAGGCUGGGUGCUUUGGAAACCUUUCCGGUGUCUCCAAGCUUGAGAAGGUUCUGCAGCAGAGGAAGGAAUCUGCUCCCGUUGGCUCCUACACUGCUCGGCUCUUCUCGGAUGAGAAGCUCCUUCGCGCAAAGAUCAUGGAAGAAGCGGAGGAACUCUGUGACGCAAAGACUUCCCAGGAGGUCGCAUUCGAGGCUGCUGACCUCAUCUACUUUGCCCUCACCAGGGCUGUUUCCGCCGGAGUCUCCCUCUCCGAUAUAAAUCGCAGCCUUGAUGAGAAGAGCUGGAAGGUCAAGAGGCGGAAGGGCGAUGCCAAGGGCAAAUGGGCUAAGAAGGAGGGUAUCAAGAAUGAUGCACCUACUCCCGCUCCUGCUCCUGCCCCAGUCGCCGCUCCCGCGCCCGUCGAAGAGGCUAAGAGCGAUCGUAUCGUUAUGAAGAGGGUAGAUCCAAACGAUUCCUCAGAGCUGAGCCAGGCCUUGAAGAGACCGUCCCAGAAGUCCACGGAAACCAUCAUGAAGAUCAUCAACCCCAUUAUCGAGGAGGUGAGGACGGGCGGUGACAAGGCAGUCCUGUCCUACACGCACAAAUUCGAGAAGGCUACUUCUUUGACAUCGCCAGUCCUAAGGGCGCCCUUCCCCAAGGAGCUCAUGGAUCUGCCUGCCGAGACUAUUGAAGCUAUUGAUAUUUCGUUCGAAAACAUCCGAAAGUUCCACUCGGCUCAAAAGAAGAGAAGCCUCUCAGGGAUCACGCCAGAGAUUGUAUACGUCGCCCACAAAGUCGGUGCUGAGAGCAUCGUCCUUGCUGGUGGCGCUCAGGCGGUGGCUGCGAUGGCGUACGGAACCGAGAGUGUCUCCAAGGUUGACAAGAUCCUCGGACCUGGCAACCAGUUCGUGACGGCGGCCAAGAUGUUUGUGAGCAACGAUACCAAUGCCGGAGUCAGCAUUGAUAUGCCCGCUGGCCCCUCGGAGGUUCUUGUGAUCGCCGAUCAGAAUGCUGAGCCCGCCUUCAUCGCCUCCGACUUGCUAUCCCAGGCUGAGCACGGCGUUGAUAGCCAGGUGAUUCUGAUCGGUGUUGACCUCACUGAGGAGAAGCUUCGGGCUAUUGAUGACGAAGUUCACAAUCAGGCUGUAGCGUUGCCCCGUGUCGACAUUGUUCGCGGAGCCAUCGCCCACUCGAUUACCAUUCCUGUCAAGGAUAUCGAGGAAGCCAUGAAGAUUAGCAACGACUAUGCUCCUGAGCACCUUAUCCUCCACCUCGAUAACGCCGAGGCUGUUGUCGAAAAGGUUACCAAUGCUGGAAGUGUCUUCAUCGGCCAGUGGACUCCUGAGAGCGUUGGCGAUUACUCUGCCGGCGUCAACCACUCCCUUCCCACCUACGGCUACGCAAAGCAAUACUCGGGCGUCAACCUCGCCUCCUUCGUCAAGCACAUCACGAGCUCUAACCUCACUGCCGAGGGACUCAAGAAUGUCGGCACUGCUGUUAUGCGUCUUGCCGCUGUUGAGGAACUAGAGGCUCACCGUCGUGCUGUGAGCAUCCGCCUCGAACACAUGGCUCGGAAUGCUUAG
Parascedosporium putredinis is the source of this 2418-nucleotide messenger RNA. The record is from the annotation of a GenBank genome assembly. NCBI's taxonomy places the organism in Eukaryota, Fungi, Ascomycota, Sordariomycetes, Microascales, Microascaceae.